Messenger RNA from Corapipo altera (White-ruffed manakin), 4352 nucleotides. RefSeq names its product WNK lysine deficient protein kinase 4 (gene WNK4). The coding region runs from base 16 to 4134 and encodes 1372 amino acids. Gene Ontology annotation, cellular component: cytosol; cytoplasm. Gene Ontology annotation, molecular function: ATP binding; chloride channel inhibitor activity; protein serine/threonine kinase activity. Lineage: Eukaryota; Metazoa; Chordata; Aves; Passeriformes; Pipridae. Gene Ontology annotation, biological process: positive regulation of sodium ion transmembrane transporter activity; protein phosphorylation; positive regulation of potassium ion import across plasma membrane. The transcript has 20 exons. The record is from RefSeq and is a predicted model, not a curated record.
GCCGCUGCCGGAACCAUGUCCCAGCCCGAGGCGGAGCGGGCGGGUGACGGCUCCGCACCGGAGCCGGAGCCGGAGCCGGGACCGGAGCUCCCCGGACGGGCCCCUCACCGCAGCCGACGGCCCUCGGGUCGCGACUCCCGACGCGCCUCCUUCCGCUUUAACCGGCGGAGCUCGGCCGAGCUGGAGCUUCUGGGGUACCCGGCGCCGGACGGAGUGCUCGGGGGGUCGCCGCCGCCGUCGGGCGUCGCCGGGCUCCGGGAGCCGGAGGAGACGGAGAGCGAGGAGGUGGAGACGCGGGCGGUCGCCACCUCUCCCGACGGCCGGUUCCUCAAGUUCGACAUCGAGAUCGGCCGCGGCUCCUUCAAGACCGUCUACAAGGGGCUGGACACGGAGACCACCGUGGAGGUGGCUUGGUGCGAGCUGCAGACGCGGAAGCUGUCGAAGACAGAGCGGCAGCGGUUCAGCGAGGAGGUGGAGAUGCUGAAGGGGCUGCAGCAUCCCAACAUCGUUCGCUUCUACGACUCCUGGAAGUCAACCAUCAAAGGGCAGAUCUGCAUUGUGCUGGUCACAGAGCUCAUGACAUCUGGCACCCUGAAAACGUACUUGAAGCGGUUUAAGGAGAUGAAGCUGAAGGUGCUGCAGCGCUGGAGCCGGCAGAUCCUCAAGGGGCUGCAUUUCCUGCACACCCGCUCCCCUCCCAUCAUCCACCGUGACCUCAAGUGUGACAACAUCUUCAUCACGGGCCCCACGGGUUCGGUCAAGAUUGGGGACCUGGGCCUGGCCACACUUAAGCGAGCCUCCUUUGCCAAGAGUGUCAUAGGCACCCCCGAGUUCAUGGCACCAGAGAUGUACGAGGAGAAGUAUGACGAGGCAGUGGACGUCUACGCCUUCGGGAUGUGCAUGCUGGAGAUGGCCACCUCAGAGUACCCCUAUUCCGAGUGCCAGAACGCUGCCCAGAUCUACCGCAAGGUCACCUCGGGCCUGAAACCCAGCAGCUUCUACAAGGUGAAGGUGCCAGAGCUGAAGGAGAUUAUUGAAGGCUGCAUCCGCAUGGACAAGAAUGAGAGGUACACCAUCCAGGACCUGCUGGAGCACUCCUUCUUCCAGGAGGACACGGGGGUGCAUGUGGAGCUGGCUGAGGAGGAUGAUGGUGUCAAGUCUGGGCUCAAGCUCUGGCUGCGCAUGGAUGACACGAAGAAGCUGCACGGCAAAUACAAGGACAACAACGCCAUCGAGUUCCUCUUUGAGCUCCACAAGGACGUAGCAGAGGAAGUGGCCCAGGAGAUGGUAGUCCUGGGCUUCAUCUGUGAGGCCGAUUACAAACUUGUGGCCAAGGCGGUGAGGGAUCGUGUGGCCGCCAUCAAGCGCAAGCGGGAGAAGCUGAAGCGUGUCCAGGACGUGCCAUCACCUGCAGAGCCAGAGCAGCCGCCGGGUGUCCUGCAGCUGCUGGAGGAGCUCAAGUCCCCACGGCCACCCGGUGCCCCCGCGCCUGCCCCAGCCAUCCCUGGCUCCAGGGACUCUGUCUUCAGCAGCACCUUCCCCCCGGAGCCUGAGGAGCCCGAGGCCGACCAGCACCAGCACUUUGCCUACCAGCACACCAGCUACUCCUCGGCCACCUCCGACUGUGAGACAGAUGGAUACCUGAGCUCCUCCGGCUUCCUGGACUCCCCAGACCUGGCCCACCGCAGUUUUGUGGCUGGGGACCCUGCCAGCCCUCCUCCCACCCGGCCCGUGCGCUGCUUCCCCACGAGCAUCGCGGUGCAGCUGCCCACAGACCGCUUGCCCCCCACCAGCGGCUUCUCCUCCCCGGUGGACAGCUACACCUCAGAUGUGGCAUCGGGCAUGAGCGAUGGCUACGAGGGGCUCUCGGCCAGCGAGCAGAGCACGAAGCUGCCGCCCAAGCGAACCUCGGGGAAGCUGCUGCGGCGCCGAGCCCGCUCCAGGCUGCGCAUAACCAACAUCUCCGACAAGAGUGACCGGGUGGUGGAGUGCCAGCUGCAGACCUACAACAACAAAAUGGUGACCUUCAAGUUUGACCUGGAUGGGGACAACCCGGAGGAAAUCGCAGCUGUCAUGGUCCACAACGAGUUCAUCCUCAAGUCAGAGCGGGAUGGCUUCAUCAACCGCAUCCGGGACAUCAUCCACCGCGUGGAGACCCUGCUCCGCAAGGACGGGCGCAGCGGCGCCGAGCUGCCCAGGAGCCCCGAGGCUGAGGGUGGCGUGGGCAGCCCUGUGGACCUGCAGCUGCAGGGGCUCUCACGCUCCAUCUCCUCCUCGUCCUCGCUCAGUGACCUGAGUUGCACCAGUCCCAGACUCUCUGUGCAGUCCCCCAUCCUGCCAUCACUGAGCCGCUCCCCAUCGGAGACUGACCUGGCCAGCCCUGCAGAGGCACCGGCAGCCCCGGCACCGCUGGAGGCCCCCGCAGGCUCCGUGCAGACCUGGCCACUCAUCUCAAUGGCUCCCUCCUGGCUCACGUCUUCACCGGUGUUCCCACAGACCCCCACAAGGACCCCAGAGGGGCCUGUCCCACCGGCCCUGCCCCAAGCACUCCUGUCCCCACAGCCUCUCCCCACGUCCCCUGUCUCCUCUGAGCUCAGCAGCCCCCUGAGCCCCCCUGUGACCAGCACAUCCUGGUCCCCCACCACCCCCCUCCUGACCCUGGCCAACGUCUUCUCCUUGGCAGUGAUGAGCGUGGCCCAAACGCUGCUGCCCACUGUCUCCCCUAUUGCCAGCUCGGGUGGGCACCUCUACCCUCCGCUGCUGCCACGGCCAGAGAGUCUUGUCCUGGGGGCCCCACGCUUUGUCUACCCCGACCCCACCAGCACAGUCAAGCCAGUCCCGGCUGGCAGUGGGAUCUUGGAGUCAGCAGGGGCUGAUGUCCCCACUGCCGGGGGGCCCAUAUCCUUCCCACCCCCAGCACCAGCCCCAAUGUGCCCCACAGACAGUGAGGCCGUGGGUAGUCCCCUGCCACCGCUGAGCUCGUCCACGCCAGGGAGCCCAGAGGGCAGCACGGUGCCACCCGGUGUCCCCAAGCCCAGCCAUUCACUCAUCGUGUCGGAGUUGCCGGACCCUGCCGUGCGCAUGGCCCAGCUCUCACCCAUCAACGAAGAAGCCAAGCCCCAGGUGCUGGGCCGGUUCCACGUGAUACCAACCAAGGACCUGCCUGCGCCCUCCCCUGUGCAAAAUGGGAGCAGCAGCGAGGGAGAGCAGCAAGUGGGGCCAGCGAGUGGCUCCCCGCCUCCCACGGUCCCCGACACGGGCCACAGCUCAAGCAACGACUCGGAUGCAGUGCUGGAGGCAGCGGAGCAGGAAGCCAAGGCUGAAGAGGCACUGGCCAAGGAGGGCACGAUGCCAGUGGCACCACUGGAGAGCGACCAGGAAGGCCCUGGGGAGGAGGGCACAGACAGCACCCCCCAGGCCGUGCUGAGCCAGGUGUGGCUGAGCUACCCCCGCAGCCUGUCCUACGUGAGCAGCGACGACACCGAGAGCGAGGACGAGGAGAUCUGGGAGGAGCUGCAGAACCUGCGCCAGAAGCACCUGGCCGAGGUGCAGCUGCUGCAGAGCGCCCAGAAGAAGGAGAUUGAGGAGCUGUACCUGAGGAUGGGGAAGCAGCCACCACUGGGCAUCGUCUCUCCUGCCGCGAUGCUGUCCAGCCGCCAGCGCCGCCUCUCCAAGGGCAGCUUCAACCCCUCCCGCCGCAACAGCCUGCAGCGCCUGGAGUUGGCACAGCCCGCAGGCAUCAUGCGCCGUAACUCGCUGAGUGGCAGCAGCACGGGCUCGCAGGAGCAGCGGCUCAGCAAGGGGGUGACCUUCGCCGACGACCUCGGCCGCAUGCUCAUGGCCACCUCUCUCCACAGUAGCCAGCUGGCCAGCAGUGACUUCAUGAACUACCUCAUCCAAGUGCCUGUGGCCCCAGGGCAGAGCCCCUGCACCCCAUGGAGGGCAGUGCCAGCCCCGGGCAACCCAGACCUGUGGUGGGGACCCUGCGGGCUCUGCAGGGGCAGUGCAGCUGGCCAGGGGCAAGUCUGUCCCACCUCCAACCCUGUGCUCCCGGGGCCCUCCCUGCUGUCCCCAGCCCCUUUGCUGGAGGACAUGUGCCAGGUGUCCCCACCUCUUGUGGCUUUACUGAGCUGAGCCCACCCCGGAGCCCCUGCUCGCCCCAGCCCUGCACCACACUGAUCUCCAUCCCCCUUCCCACACGGGCCUGAGCCCCCCGCCCACCCUACGGGGUGGGAUGAGCUCCCCAUGGCCCUGUCACAGGAUGGAGCUGGAGCACCAGGAGCCGCAGGAUCCAGGAGCACUUUGUUAAGAACUGGUGUGCAGAAGACAUUUUCAUAAACACGGAUUGAAUA